UCACUCCAAUAACGUGCGAAAGAACGAAAGCCCAACGAAUGAGUACUAACUACUAAGGACUGAAGACUGAAAAGUUGAGCGGAGUUACUGGCAGGCUAGAGCGCCGGCGGUGUGAGAUUCUGAAACCCUGACGGAAGGAAGAGUAGCGAGCUUGUUGAUGGCAUCAUCGUCUUUGUCGGAUGAGGAGCUGACUCUGACGGUGCGAUGGAGUGGGAAGGAAUACACGGCGAGAGUCUGUGGAGACGACAGCGUUGGGGAGCUGAAGCGGCGGAUCUGUGAACUCACGAAAGUGCUCCCGAAACGCCAGAAGCUCCUUUACCCUAAAGUCGGCCCCAAGCUCGCUGACGAUUCCGUUCUUCUCUCCGAACUUCCCCUCAAAUCCUCUGUAAAGAUGACCAUGGUCGGUACUGUUGAAGAUGAAAUUUUUGUGGAUCAAGUGGAUGCUCCGGAGAUCAUUGAUGAUUUUGAGCUUGGGCAAGAAGAAGUUGUUGACAUUAAAGAUAAUGAAGUCAACAAACAGAAAUUGAGGCGACGUAUCAGUCAAUAUAAGAUUGAACUUCUCAAUCCAUGCCGGAAGGAUAAGAAACUGCUUGUUCUGGAUAUUGAUUAUACUCUGUUUGAUCAUCGGUCAACAGCAGAGAAUCCACUUGAGCUUAUGCGGCCUUAUCUUCAUGAGUUUCUCUCUGCUGUUUAUGCAGAAUAUGAUAUCAUCAUAUGGUCUGCCACCAGCAUGAAGUGGGUUGAAUUGAAGAUGGGACAGCUGGGGGUACUGAACAAUCCCAACUACAAAAUAACGGCUCUGCUAGAUCACAUGGCCAUGAUUACAGUGAAGUCAGAUUCUCAUGGGGUCUUUGAUUGCAAGCCACUUGGUCUUAUCUGGGCUCAAUUUCCAGAGUUUUACAAUUCAAAAAACACUAUUAUGUUUGAUGACCUCCGGAGGAAUUUUGUGAUGAACCCACAGAACGGGCUGACAAUCAGGCCUUUUAGGAAAGCCCAUUCGAACCGCGACAGUGAUCAGGAACUGGUGAAGCUCACACAGUAUUUGCUUGCCAUAGCCGAGCUCAGUGACCUAAGCAUACUUGAUCACCGGAAUUGGGAGUCAUACACUGAAAGUACCAAGAGGCGCAGGCACUCGUGAAUCUAGACAUUGAUCCAACAACAUCCCUCUCGGUCUGCUUUUAUGUUAUUUUAUAGUUCUCUUAUUAUGAGUUUGAUUUAUUUAAGAAAUAUAAACUUCCUCUAUUAACACAAAUUCUUCAAGGAAAUGAAGUUAGGAAUGAUUCUGAAGAUAA
Messenger RNA from Nelumbo nucifera (sacred lotus), 1292 nucleotides. Its product is annotated as ubiquitin family protein. The record is from RefSeq and is a predicted model, not a curated record. Gene Ontology annotation, biological process: regulation of proteasome assembly. NCBI's taxonomy places the organism in Eukaryota, Viridiplantae, Streptophyta, Magnoliopsida, Proteales, Nelumbonaceae. Gene Ontology annotation, cellular component: nucleus. Gene Ontology annotation, molecular function: protein binding; phosphoprotein phosphatase activity.